Messenger RNA from Penicillium odoratum, 864 nucleotides. RefSeq lists its product as uncharacterized. Lineage: Eukaryota; Fungi; Ascomycota; Eurotiomycetes; Eurotiales; Aspergillaceae. The transcript has a single exon. The record is from RefSeq and is a predicted model, not a curated record. The coding region runs from base 1 to 864 and encodes 287 amino acids.
AUGUAUCGAGCAUCAUGGUAUGCGAUAAACGGUGGUACAAGGCCUGAAUCCUUUCACGUUCCUACUGACACUGCUCAAUCUGCAGUCGAAAAAUCGUUGGAUUCGACAAAUGAUGCGACACAGCCGCCUGUGGGCCACAUACUCGUGCUUUCCGACUUUACGGACCGCAAAGCCCUAUUUUUCUGGUUCCUUGAGGUUACCAAUAUGCUUUCGUUCGUGUUCUGGCUCAUUGUGGCCACCUAUAUGGCCGGGAUACAUCUUUCUUUCAACCCCAUGACUCCUUGGCACAUCGGUGAACCAGAAUUCAAUUUGUUCUCCCGUCAGAUAAUCGGCAAGAUUCUAGCGCGCGAAAAUAGUACGUCUCUGCAUGCGGCCAAAUACUCCAUGAAGCAGGUUUUCGUCGAUGUCUGGUUUGCGCUAAGUCUUAUGGUCGCUGUGGACGCCUCUGCUGUCGUUUUCACCUUUAAUCGCCCACUGAUUCGGAAAUUUCACCACGUGGUAUCUCAGCGCUUGAUGUCUCUGGCAUCCAUCCUAUCAUUUGCUAUCUUCUCAUGGAACAAAGAGAAGACAAAUUUCGGAUCACGGUAUCCGGCCGGGUCCUUGGCUCUAGGCUUGGCGGCGUAUUUGCUCCUAGGCUCUGCUUUGGAUAUGCUCGAGAGGCGCAUGCCUUCUCAUUCUGUGCCCUGUCGCCGCGGAACACUCGCACAGUAUAGCAAGGCGUUAGGCCAUUCGGAAACAUCCUGGACACGCGCUCUUUUUCUCACAACUGUGGUGGGAGGGGUCGGAUUAUUCUUCACAAUGCUCAUUCCGCCCCCAUGGUCAGCUUUAGUUCCGUUCAUACACAUCCUAUUGGAGGUGUGUUAA